Messenger RNA from Cornus florida, 2064 nucleotides. RefSeq lists its product as uncharacterized. Gene Ontology annotation, cellular component: membrane. The coding region runs from base 719 to 1738 and encodes 339 amino acids. The record is from RefSeq and is a predicted model, not a curated record. Lineage: Eukaryota; Viridiplantae; Streptophyta; Magnoliopsida; Cornales; Cornaceae. The transcript is spliced from 8 exons.
AAUUAACAACAUAGCUUCUUCUUCUUUUCAUAUCUCAUUCAAUUUAAUAUUGUGUGUAUAUGUCUUUCUGUGCAAAUACAGGCUCAAAUUCUUAUAUGAGUUUUGUUUUUAUUGAAACCCUCCAUUGACAGUGAAUUUUAUGAGAAACCCAUUAAUGAUUUGGUCGUCUUCUUCUAUAUUUUCUUUCCUAAAUGUGGUCUGAUUGCAUAUCAAAAGUUUGUGGUGUCAAGAGUUGGUUCUUGUGUUCUUCAUGAAUUGGGGUUCUAAUUAGUCCCUGAAUUCAACUGUGUGUUUGGGAUUUGAGCAUUUUCAUCUUCUCAUUUCUUCAAAAUUAUUUUUCUAAUUUACAUGUAAAACUUUUUAUUUAAUCCUUUGUGACAGAGCACAUUUGAAACUCUAAUUUUUCUAAUUCAUUUUGUUUUUUUCAAAUUUUCUAGGAUUUCAUUUGUUACAACAAAAAUUGUUUUGUCAAAUUUGUAGUGGGUGAAUUGAUUUUCUUUUCCCAUUCUUUCCAAUUAUUUUGUUAGAAGUUCUUUGAUUUUUUCAAAAAAUUUGUUUGAAUUUUUAUAAAGGCCACUCAUUUUUUUUACUGAUUAUUUUCUAUUUUUUUUUUUUUUUUGUCUUUCUAUUCAAAUUCCAAGUUAAUUUCCCAUUUUGGAAAAUAAAUCACCCAUUGAAAAAAAAAGGAACAAUCAGAGGUGAAAAAAGAAGUAACACCAUGGAUUUCUUAACAGGAUCAUCAAAAAGUUCUUGGCAGCCAGUCAUGACUACAGAUACAACCACCUCAAGUUACUGGCUAAACUGGAGAGUCACUCUCUGUUCCAUAUGGAUCUUAGCGUCAAUGGUUUUUGCUUCCUUUCUUAUCUCGAAAUACGAAGGCCCCAAAAAUUGGAAACAAGGGAGCAGAGAAGACGGGCAAGAACACGCUGCAAUGUUGUAUGAUGAUGAAGUCUGGAGGCCUUGUUUUAAAGGAAUGCAUCCUGUUUGGUUGCUGGCAUUUCGCGUGGUUGCAUUCGUCGUGCUUUUGGCACUUUUGAUCAUAACUGCUGCUGUUGAUGGUGAUAGCAUUUUUUACUACUAUACUCAAUGGACAUUUACACUGAUCACCGUAUAUUUUGGGCUCGGAUCUUUGCUCUCAAUGUAUGGAUGCUACCAAUAUCACAAUCAAGUUGGUGGAAGUAGGAUCGAUAAUGGGGACUUUGAUGCCGAAAAUGGCACCUAUGCAGAAAACUCAAAUGUAGCAAAGUGCUCGGGCCCCAAUGCAGAACAUCAUGUUCGCCAAACAGCAGGCUUUUGGGGCUAUAUCUUUCAAAUUAUUUUCCAGAUGAAUGCAGGAGCUGUGAUGCUUACGGACUGCAUCUUUUGGUUCAUAAUCGUACCAUUUCUUGCAAUCAAAGAUUACCAUCUGAAUUUUUUGAUUAUAAAUAUGCAUACGGUCAAUGCUGUUUUCCUGUUUGGUGAUACCGCUAUGAAUAGCUUACGGUUCCCUUGGUUUCGAAUUGCAUAUUUCUUCCUGUGGACGGCUAUUUACGUCAUUUUCCAAUGGAUCGUCCAUGCCUGUGUCUCGCUCUGGUGGCCAUAUCCAUUUCUUGACUUGUCGUCUCCAUUUUCUCCAAUAUGGUACUCGUCGGUGGCAUUGAUGCAUAUACCAUGCUAUGGUAUUUUUGCCUUGAUUAUGAAGCUGAAGCACUAUCUGUUGUCAAAAUGGUUCCCUCACACCUACCGGUGUGCAAAGUAAUUAGUUUCAACUGAAUUUUUUAUGUGGGAUGAAACUAAUUUCGUAGUCUAGAAAAAUUGUGAAACUCCUCCAUGGGGGAAGCAAGGUACAGAACAGAAGAGGAAGAAGGUGUCCAUAUGGUUAAUAAAGAACAUUUAUGAAUUUAAAUGUUAUGACAAGUCACACACACCUGUAAGUUUUGCUUUGAGGGAUAUACAAAAUUUGUUAAUCAGUGUAAACUUUCUCAGUUUUAAGAUGACCCUUUCAUGAGGAAGUGACACAGUUGUAAGUAAUACAUAGAUGUUGUGAAAAUUUAUAAGAGAAAUUCUUUUUUUCUUUUUUCAGAA